AUGAUUGACGUUUGUCGAUAUUAUUAUCGUGGAAAUAUCAAAGAACAAAGGUUAAUUGAUGAAUUUGAACGAGAAUAUCGUCCAGAAGAUGCUAUUCGUUGGUAUUCAAAAGAUUCAUUUCUCUACAGAAUGAUUAACAAAGCGUUGAGAAGUGAAGAUCUUGAUCAAUUAUUUACAUUUCGAUUUUUCAUCGGUGAUCUUUCACAAAAUCUUGCUCAUGAACAUCAAAAGAUUUUUUCAUCAAAUAAAACUAUCUUAACUGUUUAUCGAGGAACGACAUUAGAUGAAAAAGAAUUUGAAAAACUGAAAGAAAAUCAAGGAAACAUCAUUUCAACUAAUGGAUAUUUAUCAACUAGUCGACUUCGACAACAAGCUAUUAAUUUUGCAAUGAAAUCAACUAAAAGAGCUGAUGUUAUUAGUGUUCUUUUUCAGAUCCAAUGUCAUAUUCAAGACAUUGGUAAAAGUGUGAUCUAUGCUGAUAUUGCUCAAUUUAGUGAUUAUCCUAAUGAAGAUGAAGUCCUUUUUGAUCUUAUUGCAGCAUUUCGAUUAGAUGCCAUCGAAAAACAAGGAUCAAUACAAGUGAUCAAUAUGUCUUUAUCAAACGAAGGAGAAAAAAUCACCAAAGAUUAUAUCGAUUUAACACAAAAAGAAACAGAAGAAAAAAGUGUUGCCAUUGUAUUUGGACGAUUGAUGUGUAAUCUAGGUCAAUAUGAUCAAUCACAGAAUUAUUUCCAAGAAUUAUUGAAAGAGCCUAAUGGAGAAGAUAUCGCUUGGAUUGAAUUCAAUAUUGGUCAAGCUCUUGAUUAUAAGGGUCAAUGGGAACAAGCUACAAUAUAUUAUGAUCGAGCAUAUCAACGAAUGACAAGUGCAACACCAGUACGAAUUAAAGAUUCAGCUCAGGUUAUGAAAAAUAUUGGCGGUAUUUUCUAUCGACAAGGAAAGUACGAUGAAGUUCUCAAUUUCCAUCAACGAGUACUAAAAAUUCGGGAAGAAUUCUGUUCAUCUGACUAUGCUGCAGUUGAUCAAAGCCUUAACUACAUUGGGCUUCUUCUUGAUUCGCAAGGAAGAUAUGACGAAGCUUUAGAUUACCAUCAACGAGCACUAAGACUUCGCGAGAAAUUCUUUCCAUCUGGCCAUGUCGAUGUCGCUUCAAGCCUCCACAACAUUGGUCAUACACUCUGUCAUCAAAAAAAAGUACCAUGA
Rotaria sp. Silwood1 is the source of this 1203-nucleotide messenger RNA. Lineage: Eukaryota; Metazoa; Rotifera; Eurotatoria; Philodinida; Philodinidae. The record is from the annotation of a GenBank genome assembly.